Aedes albopictus (Asian tiger mosquito) is the source of this 4276-nucleotide messenger RNA. Its product is annotated as cytochrome P450 4g15-like. The record is from RefSeq and is a predicted model, not a curated record. NCBI's taxonomy places the organism in Eukaryota, Metazoa, Arthropoda, Insecta, Diptera, Culicidae. Gene Ontology annotation, molecular function: oxidoreductase activity, acting on paired donors, with incorporation or reduction of molecular oxygen; heme binding; monooxygenase activity.
UUAUGUUCGAGGGUCACGACACAACGUCGGCGGCCAUUUCGUGGAUCUUGCUUCUGCUGGGUGCGGAACCGUCGAUCCAGGAUCGCAUCGUCGAGGAGAUCGAUCACAUCAUGGGCGGCGAUCGGGAUCGGUUCCCCACCAUGAAGGAGCUGAACGACAUGAAGUACCUGGAGUGCUGCAUCAAGGAAGGUCUCCGGCUGUACCCGAGUGUUCCAUUGAUCGCGCGAAAGCUGGUCGAGGACGUCCAGAUCGAUGACUACACCAUCCCUGCCGGGACGACAGCGAUGAUAGUGGUCUACCAGCUGCACCGCGACCCGGCCGUUUUCCCCAAUCCGGAUAAGUUCAAUCCGGAUAAUUUCCUGCCGGAGAACUGCCGCGGACGGCAUCCGUACGCGUACAUUCCAUUCAGUGCAGGCCCGAGGAACUGUAUCGGGCAGAAGUUCGCAGUGCUGGAGGAGAAGUCGAUCAUUUCGGCGGUGCUGCGGAAGUAUCGGAUCGAGGCGGUAGAUCGGCGAGAGAAUUUAACCCUACUGGGAGAACUUAUACUGCGACCCAAGGAUGGCUUACGGAUAAAAAUCAGUCGACGAGAGUAAAACACACGGCGCGAUUAGGAGUAUUGUUCUUUUUUUAAUAAUCAUUAGCAAUUAUAGUUUUUAAUUCUUAGGCUUCAUACGUUUUGUGUUUUUCAUGACAUAAUUUUCGGUGUAUAGAUUUUUUGUAUAUUUUGGUUAUGAAUGAUAAUGUGGAUAAUCUAUGAUGAACGAGAGUUACGAGAGAAUGAAAGGGCGAAAGCAGCACUACGAUCGAGGGUGUAAUGAUCUGUAAACUACAUUCGCUGCUACCACUUGUACCAUAAAGAUCUGAAAGUCAUAACUAGAUAACCAGCCAGUGAAAUAAAAGUUAGUCGAAACAAUUUUAGAACGUGUUGUUUGAUGUUGAUCCGGAUAAAUCCUGGGACACUGAAUCUUGAUAUCAAAGCACUUCAAAUGUGUACGAUGAGGGCUGUGCGUUUAACGAUCACAUCAUUGUUAUCAUACCAAAUAUCAGCCGGAGCCAUGCGGCAAGCAUACGGUUAUUCAGCAAGACAGUCCAGGAUCUUAUGGUAUUGGAAAUUUCCUCGGAUAUCUUGGGCAUAGAGUGUCUUCAUACUUACCACAGAUAGGAUAGGACAAGAGGCUUGGGAUAGAAUCAUUGAAGAAUCUCGCAUCUAGACUGUCUUGACUUUGGUAAGCUUAGAGUUUGAAACCACGUCCUCUGUAGUUGGAGGUCCCCCCUGAAUCGAAUAGUCCAAGUUUCUCACGCAAAUGUAGGAAAGGGGUCUUUAUCAAACCUUUAGUGAAAAUUUUAGCCAUUUGGUCUUUGGUAUAAACAUAAACUGGGCGAAGUACUUCCUUUUGAACGCAUUCAUGGAUGAAAUUGUAUCUUAAAUCGAUGUGCUGAUCGUUCAUGAUUUCGAGGUAAUUCUGCCACACGAAUACAAGAUUGAUUGUCUUCAUACAAAACGGUUGGUUCUGUCAUCUCAAAUUCUAACUCCGUCAGUAAGAUCCGUAACCAUAUAGCUUCGCAGGCAGCUUCACUAAGGGACACAUAUUCAGCUUCUGUGAAAGACAGGGCGAUAGAGUUCUGCUUCUUCGUAGACAAUGACACCGUCGAAACGUGAACUUGGAAGACAUAUCCAGAAAUGAAUUACCGGUCAUUUUCACUGUUUCCCCAAUCAGCAUCAGCAUAUCCUGUCAGGGCUGACGUAGAAUAAUCCUUUCGAUAAAGUAAUCCAAAAUCUGAGUUCCUUUGAGGUAUCUCAGGAUUCUCUUCAAAUGGUUCCAACGAAUGUCUGAUGGUUUCGCUUGAAAACGACUGAAGAAAUUGACGGCGGCACAAAUAUUUGAUCUUGAGGAAAUUGCCAGAUAUGUCAGGCAACCCAGAAGUUCCUUGAACGGAGAUUCUGUUUCGUUCCUUUACAAUUUCAGGUUUGCUUCAAGUGGAGUUUAAACAGGAUUACACGAAGCCAUUCCAAAUCGCGUCAGCAUAUUCUUCACAUAUUUGGGUUGACUGAUUUUCAUUUGUCCAGCACCCAUAUCUCGUUCUAUCUUUAGUCCAAGGAAUUGCUUCACUUCGUCAAUAUGUCAUUUCAAAGCGGUUGAACAUCUUUUUCCUUGAUUUGUUGGAUGAAUCCGAGCUUGCUAGAAUAAAAUCAUCCACAUAUUGUAACAGGUAGAUUACGUCAUCUUCAAUCUUCUUCAAAUACAAGCAGCUAUCAUAGUUUGAACGGUGGAAUCCUAGCCUCUUCAAAUGUGAAUUGAAGACUUCAUUCCAGCUCCUUGGUGCUUGUUUUAACCCAUAUAGCGAUUUCCGCAAGCGGCAUACAAUGUUCCGAUCGGCAUCAUAUCCCUCAGGUUGCUUCAUAAAAAUCUCUUCCUUUAAAUGGCCUUUCAGGAAAGCGGUUUUGACAUCCAUUUGAAGGAUAUGGUAGUCGUUUUGGGUUCUUGAUCAGGAGUACGUUCUUCAUAAUUAUUCACACAACUGUCAUCUUCAAUUAUCUCCACGCAACGCUUCGGUAUGGACAAUGCAGACUUCUUAUCAAAAAUCACGUCCCGAGAUACAAACAGCUUCCUUUUUCGACAUUCAAAAUGCGUUAACCGUGUUGUUUGCGUAUCUAAUCAUCCCAUUCUUUUGAGAUCUUGCAUCCAGUUUUCCUCGCUGCUGUUUCGGUAUAUGCGUAUAAGCAGUCGAACCAAAAACACGUAGAUUGUCGACAUCCGGUUUCCGAUGAUACCACAUUUCGUAAGGAGUCUUUGAUUCUCGCAAUGCAGUCGUUGGGCAACGAUUUCCAAGGUACGUUGCCGUAAGCACUGCUUCUUCCCACAACAUCUUCGGUAGGCCCGCAUCCAAGACUAGAGAUCUUGAUUUGUCUAACAAUGUCCUCUUCGUCCUCUCUAUUUUGUUGUGGAUUGUACGGAACGGUAUACUUCAACGAAAUUCCUCUCCUGCGGCAAAAUUCUUAAAAUUCGGCACUGUUAUAUUCUCCUCCGUUGGCGCAUCUCAGUCUAGCAAUCUUGCUUCCAAAAUAUGCAGUAACCUUAGCUUCGUACUCGAUUAAAUGUUCCUGCACCUCGUCCUUCGAAUUCAACAGAUGAUACCACAGUAAAAUGCGUGUCGUCAUCCGUAAACGUUACAAAGUACCACUUCUGAUUCCACGUAUGCGGGACGAACGGCCCACACACAUCCGUAUGAAUUAGCUCAAGGGGCCUCCGGGAUUUCGACUCUUGUAUCUAUUCAAAGGCUUUCUUCGUUUGCUUCCCCUCUAGCUUCGCAAAUUCGGUUCUCAGUACUACUUAGUUGACUCCCCUUGGUCUUCACCAUAUCGUGCAUCCACAGCUUACGGAGAUUGGCUUCACCAACGUGUCCAAAGCGCCUGCGCCAGAGUUCGAAGUCAUCAGUUUUCGCCACCAUUGCACUGCCGUGUGCAGCAUAGUUGUCCCAUGUUCUAUGGGAAUCCCUAUUAACAUGGGACAACUAUGCUGCACACGGCAGUGCAUUCUGCUCACGAUUUCGCCGAUGGUCGUCCAGCCUGUACAACGAUCUUCCUCUCGUACCCGUCGCAACAACUUGAUCAUUCUUCUCGAUCAGGACCUUUCCGAUGACGAAAGUAACUUUUAUGCAUUGCAGCUCAGAUUGGGAACAUACAGCACAUUAUCCACAACAGCUCUCUAACGCAUUCCGUCAACCAGCAUUUCAGCUCUCACGGUGCCAGCCACAUUCGUUUCCAUCGAUUCUCCUCUUUUGGCUACAGUAAUUCGAACGGUUUCCGGUAGAUCAUGCAGUUCUUCAAAGUACGCUUCUGAGUUCAGUAUAUGGUUCGACGCACCGGAGUCUACAUACCAUUCAAUCUGCAAUCCGUCUUCAGACCUUCCAACAACCAAUGCUUCUUAAUCACACGUGGCCAAAAACGCAAUGUCUGCUUCCGCAUCGAUAUUCGCCUUGCCUCUGGACUCGAACUUGGGUAGCCGAUUGCGAUUUCUUUCGCCCGUUGGUUUCUCCUUGCAUUCCGAUCGUUUAUGGCCUAUUUUUCCGCAGUUAUAGCACUUGAAGUUCCAUUUCUUGCUCACAAACGCCUAUUCCGAGCUCCCAGAUGCUUCACCCACAUUCUUGUUCGCUCGCCUCGUUUCCUCAUUCAGCAGUCGUGUUCGCACAAAUUUCAGCGUCAAUCGAUCCGGUUCCACAGUGUCCAGUGCCGUAACAAGCGCGUCGUACAAAGAAAGUAACGUCAACAAGAGGU